GCCGGACGCGGGGCGGUGGCUACCGAGACCGGCGCGAGUGGCGGGCGUGGGCCGACCUGCGCGCGGACCAUGGCCUCCAAGUGCCCCAAGUGCGAUAAGACCGUGUACUUCGCUGAGAAGGUGAGCUCCCUGGGCAAGGACUGGCAUAAAUUCUGUCUCAAGUGUGAACGCUGCAACAAGACGCUGACGCCUGGGGGCCAUGCCGAGCAUGACGGGAAGCCCUUCUGCCACAAGCCCUGCUAUGCUACGCUGUUCGGCCCCAAAGGUGUGAACAUUGGCGGUGCCGGCUCCUACAUCUAUGAGAAGCCCCCCGCUGAGGGGCCCCAUGUCACCGGACCCGUCGAUGUCCCUGUGGCUCGUGCUGAGGAGCGGAAGGCCAGCGGCCCCCCCAGAGGGCCCAGCAAAGCUUCCAGCGUCACCACUUUCACCGGGGAACCCAACACGUGUCCGCGCUGCAACAAGAGGGUCUACUUUGCCGAGAAGGUGACGUCUCUGGGCAAGGACUGGCACCGGCCGUGCCUGCGCUGCGAGCGCUGCGGGAAGACGCUGACUCCCGGCGGGCACGCGGAGCACGAUGGCCAGCCCUACUGCCACAAGCCCUGCUACGGGAUACUCUUCGGACCCAAGGGUGUGAAUACCGGGGCGGUGGGGAGCUACAUCUACGACCGGGACCCCGAUGGCAAAGUGCAGCCUUAGGC
Molecule: messenger RNA, 698 nt
Organism: Orycteropus afer afer
Lineage: Eukaryota; Metazoa; Chordata; Mammalia; Tubulidentata; Orycteropodidae
Product: cysteine-rich protein 2
Source: RefSeq, a predicted model, not a curated record